AUGCAUAAUGAAUUUGACGACAUUGCUAUCGUGCGAGGAACAGUGGACGACGUGCCGGCGGUCCUCCAUCUCCUAGAUACCGCAGUCAAAUGGCUGGUGUCGCGUAACAGAACUGGGCAGUGGGGAGAAGCACCGUUUUCGGAGAAUCCACAACGCGCUGAACAACUCCAAGAAUUUGCAACAAGCGGCCUUGGCCUUUGGCUCGCCAUCAAGGUUACUGAUGGCACGCCAGUGGACCAGGAUCAACCCUCAAAUAUACGCCCUCAAACUAUGAAUGGAGAAGCUUCAGGGUCCAUCGUAGGAGCGCUUGCUGUUGGGGAGAAGAUGCCUUACGUGGCAGCUAUCUCAGAGCCUGAGCUUUACGUGCGCUUAUUGGUCACAGAUCGAAAAUCCGCUGGUAGCGGGAUUGGCAAACGCCUUUUGGAACAUGCUCGUAAUCUCGCCUACGGAGCUGGAGUCUCAUUGCUACGGGUGGAUUGCUAUGCAGGUGGUGACGGCAGAUUGGUCCAAUAUUAUGAGUCUCAAGGAUUCAAGCGAUUCGAAACAUUGACUCUUAAAGGAGACUGGCCUUGUCAAGUACUUUCUCAGCGUUUACAUGAGGUGAAGGGAGAGUAA
Molecule: messenger RNA, 615 nt
Organism: Penicillium soppii
Lineage: Eukaryota; Fungi; Ascomycota; Eurotiomycetes; Eurotiales; Aspergillaceae
Product: GNAT family N-acetyltransferase
Exons: 1
Coding region: 1-615 (204 amino acids)
Molecular function (GO): acyltransferase activity, transferring groups other than amino-acyl groups
Source: RefSeq, a predicted model, not a curated record